AUGUCUGACGAACGAAUUGUCCUCAACGUAGGAGGAAUAAAGUACGAAACCACUCUCUCAACACUUCUUGCUUAUCCGGAUACUUUUCUCGGUCGGAUGUUUCAAAAACGUAACGAUGAACUCGCUCACCCAACGAAUAACAAUGAAUAUUUCAUCGAUCGCGAUGGACAUGUGUUCCGCUAUGUCUUGCAAUAUUAUAGGACGGGGAAAAUAAUAUAUCCAGGCGGAAAUCAAUCUUCUGGUAUAUCGAAAGAAGAGUUACUAAUCGAAUUUGACUUUUUCCAAAUUCCCAUUCCUCGCCUCGAAAACGACGACGAAGAAGAAGAAACACAGCUUUUGCGCCCACCAAACUAUGCUGAUCAUCAAUAUGCGACGGCAUUGGAUCAGUUCGUCUUAGAUGUAACAAACUUUUUCAGACAGAGAUUAUCUGAUGGUGAUGUCGUUGCAGAGAUCACCGUGCGGAGAGACAAAUAUUUUCCUCACGACUAUUUACCGAGAUACGGAAGACUGCCAUAUUUAUUCUGCGAGGAAUUCGGAGGUGAAAUAUGUAAUCAUCUAAUGAACGAACUAACAGGUGUGAAGGCCUCUCUGAGACAAAGUCCGGACAAAUUUCUUUUGAAGCUGUGGGUGACUGGCGUCAACUUUACUAUUGUGAAGAGAUUAUCUUGUAUUAAACGUGCAAAAAAGAAUGAGGAAGAAGUAAAUGCAGCGUGA
Paraglomus brasilianum is the source of this 714-nucleotide messenger RNA. Lineage: Eukaryota; Fungi; Glomeromycota; Glomeromycetes; Paraglomerales; Paraglomeraceae. The record is from the annotation of a GenBank genome assembly.